GAGCUCGAUCGCGACGGCCCAGUGAUUAACAGCAGAAGAAACUUCACCAUCGUCAGUAACAAAAAUCUCAGUAAUUCAGACAGCCAAUAAAGCUGGCAACUUUCAGUCCGAAGCGAGUAGUUGCGGAGCUGAGGCAGUCGGGCUCCCUCGAGAGCCGAGCCUCAUCUUCUCCCAUGAAGCGCGACGAGGAAAACUCUCCUCUAGUUCGUGACCAGCUCCCAAAUGUGGACGACAGCGAGGAUCGAACCCGACACGCCUCUCGAGAUCGUGACCGCCUGUUGUGGUGCAGUUUUGAUUCUAUCUUUCCCUUCCUAAGUAAGGAUCCUAGGGUUUCUAAACACGCCUCCAGGAUUUCGAUGUGCUUUCUCGCUGUUGGUGCGGCGAUCUUGAUUUUCUUUAUUUAUAACCAAUUGAAUGAUCCAUACUUGUGUAAAAAAGACGGUGUCGUGCUUCACUGUCCACACGUCAGUGAUCGCACUUUACUCUGGGAGAAUCCAUACUUCGCAACAACUUCUUGGAAGCCUUGUGCUGAACGCCAUAAUAGUGGUUUAGCAGAUCUUCCUUCUGAAAAUGAAACAAAUGGUUAUGUAUUUAUUCAUGCUGAAGGCGGUCUGAAUCAGCAAAGGAUUGCGAUAUGCAAUGCUGUGGCUGUGGCCAAAAUUAUGAAUGCCACUCUUAUUCUGCCUGUGUUAAAGCAGGACCAAAUAUGGGGAGACCAAACGAAAUUUGAGGAAAUCUUUGACGUUGAUCAUUUCAUUGACUACUUGAAGGAUGAUGUGCGAAUUGUCCGCAACAUCCCUGAGUGGUUUACAGAUAAAUCAGAGUUAUUCACGAGCAUAAGGCGGACAGUGAAAAACAUUCCGAAGUAUGCACCAGCGCAGUUCUACAUUGACAAUGUACUGCCUCGAAUCAGGGAGAAGAAGAUAAUGUCCCUAAAACCUUUUGUUGAUCGGCUUGGGUAUGAUAAUGUCCCUCAAGAAAUCAACAGGCUAAGGUGUAGGGUUAACUAUCAUGCCCUGAAAUUCCUUCCAGGGAUAGAGCAAAUGGCUGAUUUAUUGGUAUCAAGGAUGCGAAACCGAACUGGACGGUUAAAUCCUUAUAUGGCUCUUCAUCUUCGGUUUGAAAAAGGGAUGGUAGGGCUAUCUUUCUGUGAUUUUGUGGGGACAAGGGAGGAGAAAGCUAAAAUGGCAGAGUACAGAAAAAAAGAAUGGCCUCGACGGUACAAGAAUGGUUCCCACCUAUGGCAGCUGGCCCUGCAAAAGCGAAAGGAAGGGAGGUGCCCUCUUGACCCUGGGGAAGUGGCAGUGAUUCUUCGGGCACUGGGCUAUACCAAUGAGACUCAGAUUUACGUUGCUUCGGGCCAAGUUUAUGGUGGACAAAAUAGGAUGGCACCGUUAAGGAACAUGUUCCCAUAUUUGGUUACAAAGGAGGACUUAACCACAAAGGAGGAGUUGGCUGUUUUCAGGAAGCACGUGACAAGCUUGGCAGCCCUUGACUUCUUGGUGUGCUUAAAGUCUGAUGUGUUUGUGAUGACCCAUGGAGGAAACUUUGCAAAACUGAUCAUUGGGGCACGGAGGUACAUGGGUCAUCGACAAAGAUCCAUAAAACCAGACAAGGGCCUAAUGUCUAAAUCUUUUGGGAACCCUUACAUGACGUGGGGAGCGUUCAAAGAGGAUGUUACUAUCACCCAUCGAACCCGUACUGGGUUGCCAGUGGGGACAUUCCCUAACUACGACCUGUGGGAGAACCCCCUCACUCCUUGCAUGUGUAAAGCUUGAUGGCAAGGAUAUCCUGCUAGAAGUUCUAAUCCCCUGAUUUGUUUAGAGACCAUGUUGAUGAAGAAAUUGCACAUCAAUCUUUUUGAAAAAUUGAGAAUUCUUUCCCCGGAAACGUACUGAAAAAAGGGUGCUAACGUAGCUCUUGGUUGCAGAAUUGAAGUUUAAUAUGCGACACUUGCGUGCAUCUGGAGAUUGUGGCUUGGUGGAAGCAGGUAUUUGAUGCACUUGGGUACAUCUAGAGAUUUUGGCUUGGUGGAAGCAGGAAUUUGAUGCAAUCUGCAGUGCGAUAGGGUCUCUCAUCUCAUGACCGAUUGAUGCAUUGUCCUCUUGCUGCAGUUGUGCCCAAAAAAAUAUCGGUUAUGUGAUAGUAUGUAAUUCUGUAUCAUUCUAUAUAUAUCCUGUAUUAUACCUGUUCAACGAGCGAUAUUUGUUCAAGGCUGCAUACUGCAAUGAUCUGCUGUA
Messenger RNA from Tripterygium wilfordii, 2240 nucleotides. Its product is annotated as protein PECTIC ARABINOGALACTAN SYNTHESIS-RELATED-like. The coding region runs from base 174 to 1778 and encodes 534 amino acids. The transcript is spliced from 11 exons. NCBI's taxonomy places the organism in Eukaryota, Viridiplantae, Streptophyta, Magnoliopsida, Celastrales, Celastraceae. The record is from RefSeq and is a predicted model, not a curated record.